CUCUCAAGCUCUCCCUGAUCAUCUGCAGUCAGCACCAGCUAUUUCUCCGGCGAAUUGACAACAGAGAAAGGAGGAGGUUAAGAAUGGAUAAACCUGUACUCGAGCCGUGGAGACCAGAACUGGUUCUCUUCCGGCCGCCGGAGACUCCUCGGGAGCCGAUGGAGUUCCUGUCCCGUUCUUGGAGCAUCUCGGCUCUAGAAGUUUCCAAAGCUCUGACCCCAUCGCAUGUAUCGCAAAUGCCGCUGAAGGGCUCUUCCAGCGGCUGCGUCAUACAGGAGGAUGUGGCUGGCGAGCUCGAGGCUGAAGGCGCCACGGUUUCUGGAAACCCUUUCUCCUUUGCUUCCUCUGAGACUUCGCAGAUGGUGAUGGAACGGAUCAUGUCACAGUCGCAGGAUGUAUCUCCACGCACUUCAGGUAGGCUCUCACACAGCAGUGGCCCACUCACCGGAGCCGGCUCCUUAACAGACAGCCCACCGGUCUCUCCCUCCGAUAUUGACGAUGUUAAGCAGUUUUGCCGGGCCAACAACCCGCCAAGUUCGCAGUACCGGACGGCAACCACCCCGUCUCUGACGUCGGUUGCUGGUGGUGGGAAGACGGUUGGGAGGUGGUUGAAGGACAGGAGGGAGAAGAAGAAGGAAGAGACACGUGCUCAUAAUGCCCAGCUCCAUGCGGCUGUUUCUGUGGCUGGAGUUGCCGCUGCCGUGGCGGCUAUUGCGGCUGCCACAGCCACUUCCUCGAGUUCUGGGAAAGACGAGCAGAUGGCCAAGACGAAUAUGGCUGUAGCUUCGGCGGCCACUCUUGUGGCGGCGCAGUGCGUGGAGGCUGCAGAGGCCUUCGGUGCUGAGCGAGAGCAUUUGGCCUCCGUCAUAAGCUCUGCCGUCAACGUCCGAUCAGCCGGUGAUAUCAUGACUCUAACCGCCGCAGCAGCAACAGCACUGAGAGGAGUUGCCACCCUUAAGGCAAGGGCAUUGAAGGACGUUUGGAACAUAGCAGCUGUGAUACCGGUGGAGAAAGGUGGUGGAAAUGUCAGCAACGGAAGCUCCAAUGGUAGCUUUAGUGGAGAGCUUGUACCAGAGGAGAAUUUCUUGGGAAUUUGCAGUAGGGAAUUGCUUGCUAGAGGUUGUGAGCUCCUCAAACGCACCCGCAAAGGCGAUCUUCAUUGGAAGAUAGUCUCUGUUUAUAUCAACAGAAUGAACCAGGUUAUGUUGAAGAUGAAGAGUAGACAUGUUGCUGGGACCAUCACAAAAAAGAAAAAGAAUGUGGUUUUGGAGGUGAUCAAAGAUGUGCCGGCUUGGCCCGGCCGCCACUUACUUGAAGGCGGGGAGGACCGUAGAUACUUUGCGUUGAAGACAGUGAUGCGAGGAGUCGUAGAGUUUGAGUGCAGGAGCCAGAGAGAGUAUGAUAUCUGGACUCAGGGUGUGUCAAGACUCCUCUCUAUUGUCGCAGAGAGGAACAACAGGCAUAGAAUUUAGGUUUUGGACUGCAGUUAGUAGAGAAACUCUGCAGCCAAAUGGGAUACACAUUGGGGUAAAGUAGAACCAAUGCCUCUAUGAAACAUAGUAGUUGAUUUUGGAAGGGUUUCAUGAGGUUGUUCUUUUGGUUGUAAAAAAAAAAAAAAAAGUGUUGAAAUCAAAAGAUAAAUUAUCCAAGUGGGUGUCUUUUAAAUUUUAUGGGGGGGAAUUGUGUGCUUGUUUUUGGACUGUAAAGAGUAGCUAAAGUGACUUGAAUCCCAAAGAAACCACAACAAUCCCAUGUGAUCCCAAGUAUGUUGUUAUUUCACUGUUGAGUAAAGGAAAAAAAGAGGUACCUUGGACUAGGAGUCUGGGAUGGUCAAAAAGAGAAUGAAAGGAAUCCCAUUUUGGAGAAGGAAUAAUAUUGUGGAGGAUGAUAAAGACACUUCCCUGAUUCAAUGUUGGCUGAUCUUUUUGUCUUGUAAUUCAACUUUGGCUCUUGGAUUUAGGUGAAAAUAUGAUUGCAUUCACUAGCAAUGUUCCACUGUGUAUCAUAGUACUAUAAUUUAUAUGAUUAUAUCUGGCUUUGAUUAAAUUAAUCAAGAGCCAAUGAUAUUAGUAUAGUAUAUAAUAGUGAAAGCAUCAAAUGGAGAGUGAGAAACCAGUUGUGCGAGGAAUGUUCUGAGAUCUGGAUGAAAUAACUCGAAUAUGUUCGC
Molecule: messenger RNA, 2167 nt
Organism: Rubroshorea leprosula
Lineage: Eukaryota; Viridiplantae; Streptophyta; Magnoliopsida; Malvales; Dipterocarpaceae
Source: the annotation of a GenBank genome assembly